Messenger RNA from Hypomesus transpacificus, 3104 nucleotides. RefSeq names its product suppressor of fused homolog (Drosophila) (gene sufu). The coding region runs from base 233 to 1648 and encodes 471 amino acids. The record is from RefSeq and is a predicted model, not a curated record. Gene Ontology annotation, cellular component: cytoplasm; nucleus. Gene Ontology annotation, molecular function: transcription factor binding. The transcript has 12 exons. Lineage: Eukaryota; Metazoa; Chordata; Actinopteri; Osmeriformes; Osmeridae.
AACCUGGCAACCCCUGACUUAAUUGGGGGAGCAACAGGCGGACCAUCGUGGACUUGGGGAAACGUUCGAGGUCCCCUCGCUUUAAUAACAUUGCCAACUAAGGUCCAUUAAAGUGUAGUUUGUUCUUUUAGACUACUAACGCAAUUAAAAGGUUUUUCCCUUGAAUUGACUUACGAAAAAAGUUACAUAGUUUGCUUCUUCCGAAGAUUUCCCAUCGUUUCCAGACAGUGGGAUGGACGAGGUGCGGCCUAGCAGUGGGACACCAGCCCACGGAAUAGCGUCCCUGUUUCCACCCGGACUGCAGGCGAUCUACGGGGAAUGCAGGCGCCUCUACCCCGAACAGGCCAACCCGCUACAAGUUACAGCAAUCGUUAAAUAUUGGUUGGGGGGUCCGGACCCUCUGGACUACAUCAGCAUGUAUAGGAACACAGGUUGUCAGGCGCAGGAGGUGCAGGAGCACUGGCACUACGUCAGCUUCGGCCUUAGCGACCUGUACGGUGACAACAGAGUUCACGAGUUUACAGGAGCAGAGGGUCCCAGUGGGUUUGGCUUUGAGCUCACCUUCAGGCUGAAGAGGGAGGUGGGGGAGACCGCCCCCCCCACCUGGCCCGCUGAACUCAUGCAGGGAUUGGCUCGCUACGUCUUCCAAUCGGAAAACACAUUUUGCAGUGGGGACCACGUUUCGUGGCACAGCCCACUAGACAACAGCGAGUCUCGCAUCCAGCACAUGCUGCUGACAGAGGACCCCCAGAUGCAGCCUGUCCAUACCCCCUUUGGCAUAGUCAGCUUCCUGCAGAUUGUGGGUGUGUGUACAGAGGAGCUGCAGGCAGCCCAGCAGUGGAACGGACAGGGGAUCCUGGAGCUGCUCAGAGGCGUGCACGUGGCUGGUGGCCCCUGGCUGAUCACGGACAUGAGGAGAGGAGAGACCAUAUUUGACAUCGACCCUCACCUACAACAGGACCGAGUGGACCAGGGCAUAGAGACCGAGGGCUCCAACCUGAGUGGGGUCAGUGCCAAGUGUGUGUGGGACGACCUGAGCCGGCCUCCCGAGGACGAGGACGACAGCAGGUCCAUCUGCGUCGGCUCCCAGCCGCGCAGACUCUCCGACAAGGACACAGAGCAGAUCAGGGAGGCGCUGAGGAAAGGACUGGAGUUCAACACCAAGGCUGCUCUGCCACCCAUCAGCAGCCAGAGACAGACCCAGGACAGACCCCAGAGCAGGAAGGCCAGCCUGGAGAGUGAAGGCUCAGCAGCCAUCGUUCCUCAUGAGCUGGUUCGUACCAGGCAGCUGGAGAGUGUCCAUCUGAAGUUCAACCAGGAGUCAGGAACACUGCUGCCCCUCUGUCUGAGGGGCAGGCUGCUGCAUGGGAGACACUUCACCUACAAGAGCAUCACUGGAGACACGGCCAUCACCUUCGUCUCCACAGGGGUGGAGGGAGCCUUCGCUACAGAGGAACACCCUUAUGCUGCUCAUGGGCCCUGGCUACAGAUCCUGCUGACGGAGGAGUUUGUGGAGCAGAUGUUAGGAGAUCUUCAGGAGCUGAACACUCGAGAGGAGACUAAGUUACCGAAGGAGUACAGCUGGCCAGAGAAGAAGCUGAAGAUAUCCGUCCUUCCAGACUCUGUGUUUGACAGUCCCCUGCAGUGAGACUGGCUUUAGAUAUACACACACACACACUUACACCUAGACACUGGGACCACGCACACACACAGCCCAGUAGGAACGUGAGUGUGGUCCCUUAGCAAACCACAACCCAGCCUUGGUCCAUGGGGCUGACCUGCUUCAGGGACUGCAGUUGGAGGCCCCAGAUUUGGGCACACUGACACUGUCCCUCCCUCACGGCCUAGCAGGACGCAGACAUCAUGAAGGGUACCUGCCAGAACUACUACUGGACUUCCCCGGCCUACAUUCCAAUAGACACAAGUGGGUUUGGGUGUUCCCUUCUGUAGGUUUUUAUACUUAGUAAAAUAUCAAUUUGUUUUGUUUUUAUUAUUAUUAUUCCUAAGUGCUGGACAUAUUCUGUGUUUGUGUGUUUGCGGUUAUGCCAAAGGUGCCAGUAGAUGGCAAAGUGGAUCCAUGCUGUUUGUGUAACUCAUGGGCCACUUGGUUGAUGAAGAGUUUGACUGGAGACAGACUGACUUCCCUCAGUGCCAGCCUCUCUGUUUGUUAAUCAGUCAGAACACCUAGUUAAAAAAAAAAAAAGAUUAUCUUGCUCGUCUUCAUGUGUACGCAAUAUGCAUGUACAACUUUUGCAAAUAUUUCCCCUUUAAUAUCCCGUUGAAGUCGUGUGUACUGUGUUGUAUGUAUUUGUUUGUUCUGUUUGUGGAACAUGCUCUCCACAUGACAUGAAAUGAACCAAGGCCCUAACUGUUGACAAUGCUGUGGGAAAUGUGAGCAAGAAUUCAUGACACUACUUUGAAGACUAGUGUUUCGUUAGGGAUGUUUUGUUAGUUUUAAAACUGUAUGAAUUGUAUAUAUGUUAUUUCUGGUCCUCUGUGGUGUUAUCUAGGGUUACUUAAAUGUGCUGAAAUGUACUCCAGUCGGAGGAUGUGAGGUAAAAUACGUCCCUGUUUCAAGACUCUAGAGAUGCAUCCUCCCUCCUUGAGCUUCCCAUUGACCUAACGUGACUCAACAGGAGAAGACUAAUUCUCCUAGGUCUACACAGCUGUUGCCAGUAGAGACUAUUACAUUAGUGAGUCUUCACAGGAAAGUAGGACGUGAGGAAGGCUGCCUUUGAAGACUAUUCAGGCAUGGUCAUCUCUUACGCUUUGUAGUGAAUAGGAAGCUAUGUUUUUAUGAGACGAGACACUGCCUGCAAGUACAUCUGGAUUAAUUGAAUAAAUGUUUUCCUUUUUUUGUCUUUUGCCAUCCCUCCAUCUAUGUGUUUGGUGUGUGAAUGUAUUUCAGAGUUUGUUUCCUAAAGGGAGGAUGUGUUCACUAAGCGUAAUGAUGUUGCCGUGAUUUUUUUUUUCGUUUUUCUGUUAUGAGUGGUAGUGUAAAAAAGAGCUUUUAUGAGGCGCCAAAAAACUUUAAUUUGGUAACGAAUUGUGUAACUGCCUAUUCCUGUGUAAUCCCAAGUGCAUUAAAGGUAUUUACAUGAUCA